Molecule: messenger RNA, 1782 nt
Organism: Postia placenta MAD-698-R-SB12
Lineage: Eukaryota; Fungi; Basidiomycota; Agaricomycetes; Polyporales; Adustoporiaceae
Exons: 5
Coding region: 1-1641 (546 amino acids)
Molecular function (GO): protein binding
Source: RefSeq, a predicted model, not a curated record
AUGCCAGUCCUCUCCCCGCCUACACCAGCGCCCUCUCCCCGUCUCAGCGCGUUCAGCUUGUCGAGCAUCAUCGAUCGCAUAUCCGAGUCGGAUCCCGCCCACGUCUCUCGUCGUGAAUUCGCCGGUCUUUCCCCUCCAGUGCGACUCCAGUACCUUGCCGCUCUCCUCUCAGAUUGCACCCCAUCAGAGCUGCUCUUCGUCUCCACCACCAUCUCCCCGCUUUUGAGACGCGAUUUACUCCGUGACUUGCCUCCAGAGAUCUCCCUGCACAUCCUCAGCUAUCUAGACGACCCUCAGGCCCUGGCAAGAGCAAGCCGUGUCAGCAAAUCAUGGAACCGACUCCUGAACGAUCAGUGGCUCUGGAGACGCAUGUGCUAUAUCCACGGCUACGCUCUGGAGCAAGACGGCCAUGCGGAGGCCCAUCGCGGGAGGAGAGUGAGCGCUCGCCAUUCAGGCAUCGAAGGGUGCACUUCAAAUAUGCAUACAGCAUCAGUACGUCCUCGCCACAUGCGCCUAAUACGUUCACCUUAUUCCUCCUCAGCGAUGAACUGGAUGCACGGCGGGAAGCUGCUCCGCACACACCGCAUCCCGCUGGUAUCGACAAGCCAGGCGCUCGUGGCGCCGCGCAACCCCGCUGACGAGCCCGCCGCGGCGCCCGCCUCGGCCAUCCCCACGUCCAUCGCGCUGGACGACGCCUGGCUUGUCGUCGGGCUUGCGAACAGCCGCAUUCACGUGUUCAGCGCCAAGACGGGCGUGUUGAGCCGUACGCUGGUCGGCCACGAGUCCGGCGUGUGGGCCGUUGCGCUCCCCAAUGCGCUCGUCGUCAGCGGAGGAUGCGACAAGGAGCUGCGGGUAUGGGACGUCAAGUCAGGCUAUUGCAUCCACACCCUGCGUGGACAUACAUCGACGAUCCGGUGCCUCAGGGUGCUGCACGGGCGACCCGUCGCGGUGUCAGGCUCGCGCGACCGGACGCUGCGCGUGUGGGAUAUCCAGCGCGGGCGGCUCCUGCGCGUCCUGGAGGGCCACGAGCAGAGCGUGCGCUGCCUGGACAUCUGCGGCUCGCGCGUGGUCAGCGGGAGCUACGACACGACCUGCCGGCUGUGGGACGUGGACACGGGCGCAUGCCUGCAUGUCUUGCGCGGGCACUUCAACCAGAUAUACUCCGUCGCGUUCGACGGCGUGCGCGUCGCCUCCGGGGGGCUCGACACGACGGUGCGCGUGUGGGACGCGGCUACGGGGACAUGUCUUGCGCUUCUCCAGGGGCACACCGCCCUCGUGUGCCAGCUGCAGCUCUCGCCAACGAUGCUCGCGACGGGCGGGUCGGACGGCCGCGUGAUCAUCUUCGCGCUGGGCGCGUCGUACCAGAUCGUGCAGCGGCUCGCGGCGCACGACAGCUCUGUGACCGGGCUGCAGCUCGAUGACCGGUUCCUUGUGACGAGCGGGAACGACGGGCGUGCACGGCUGUACCGGUUCGCGGGCGAGGGCGGCACGGGGGAGUAUGUGCCCGUGCGCGACCUGAGCGAGUCGAGCGAUAGCGUGUGGAAGGUCGCGUACAUGCGCGAGACGUGCGUGGUGAUGUGCAAGCGCGCAGGUAAGACCGUCCUGGAGAUCUGGAGCUUCAAGCCGGAUGACGACAGCUGAGGGCCACGCAUUGCCGAUGCUUUGGCGGGAGCCGUCGCUGCAGAAUGUCAGAAUCACGCGUGUUACUUUUUUGGAUCUGGAUAUGUAUCAUUAUAGAUGGUAUCUGGUUGUAAUGUCACGGCUUUCAUGCAUUUUGCGUUU